Messenger RNA from Synchiropus splendidus (mandarinfish), 2066 nucleotides. It is a transcript of the gene hexb, whose product is annotated as hexosaminidase B (beta polypeptide). Lineage: Eukaryota; Metazoa; Chordata; Actinopteri; Syngnathiformes; Callionymidae. The record is from RefSeq and is a predicted model, not a curated record. The transcript is spliced from 14 exons. Gene Ontology annotation, cellular component: membrane. Bases 226 to 1860 code for a protein of 544 amino acids. Gene Ontology annotation, biological process: ganglioside catabolic process; carbohydrate metabolic process; glycosaminoglycan metabolic process. Gene Ontology annotation, molecular function: beta-N-acetylhexosaminidase activity.
GUGGGUAGCAGUGUGGAACUAAAAUGACCGACGGGAAAGGGAGGAAGGAAGAGACUGAAGUGAGAAGGAAAACAAAUGAUGUAAAAUAGUUGAGAUUAGAGUCGCAGGACUUUCACUGAAGCGAGGUCGCCUUUAAAGGGCGGUACUUCCGCGUCCAGGCCCCGCCCCCUCGGUGGAUCUUCUCCUGCUCCGGUGAAGUUCCUCUCGUGAUCUUCUGAGCUACACAUGGCUCUCCCGUACUCUCUCUUUCUGUAUCUGUUAUACUUGUCUUCUACCAAUGCGGCCCGUUUCAACCACUUGGACGAGGAUGUUCGGUCUCCAUCCGGAACUUCCAAAUUCGGGUCCCUGUGGCCUCUUCCGCAGACAGUGGAGCUCUCAGAUGUUUCAUUCAACAUCGCGUCCAGUCGAUUCCAGAUAGUCGACGCCGUCGGCUCGUCUGCAGGUCCGGGCUGCAGCCUCCUCCAGAGCGCCUACAGGAGAUACUUCGACUACAUCUUCACUGGCGUCAGGAGUGCAGAGUCGCGCGCGCGCUCCGCUGAGCUGACGCAGCUGCAGGUACUGAUCACGUCGGCUGAUGCCGAGUGUGACGGCUUCCCAGGCGUCACUUCUGACGAGUCAUAUGAGCUGACAGUAGAUCAGCCGACUGCACUGCUCAAAGCGGCCAACGUCUGGGGAGCUCUGCGCGGUCUGGAGACGUUCAGCCAGCUGGUGUACGAAGAUGACUUUGGCGCUAAAACCAUCAAUUCUGCAAAAAUUAGCGACUUCCCUAGAUUCCCACAUCGCGGCAUCCUGCUGGACACGUCGCGACACUACCUGUCCACCAAAGUGAUCUUAGCCAAUCUGGAGUUAAUGGCCAUGAAUAAAUUCAACGUCUUCCACUGGCACAUCGUGGACGAUCCCUCCUUCCCCUAUAUGAGCCGCACGUUCCCACAACUCAGCAAGAAGGGUGCCUACCAGCCGUACACACACGUGUACACACCUGCCGACGUGAAGAUGGUGAUCGAGUUCGCACGUACCAGGGGAAUCCGUGUGGUUCCGGAAUUCGACACGCCGGGUCACACUCAGUCUUGGGGGAAAGGUCAGACGAACCUUCUCACACCGUGCUACUCUGGGUCUGCACCGUCUGGAAGCUUUGGACCUGUGAACCCUAUCUUGAACAGCACUUACGAUUUCAUGAGUCAGUUCUUCGCGGAGAUCAGCACCGUGUUCCCGGACGCGUACGUGCACCUGGGAGGUGACGAGGUGGACUUCACCUGCUGGAAGUCCAACCCCGACAUCCAGAAGUUCAUGGAGCAGCAGGGCUUUGGGAAGGACUACAGCAAACUGGAGUCCUUCUACAUCCAAAAACUUUUGGAAAUCGUCACUGCGACCAAGAAAGGCUACAUGAUCUGGCAGGAGGUCUUUGACAACGGAGUGAAGCUGAACCCAGAUACAGUAAUCCACGUGUGGAAGGGAACCCAGCAGCAGUACCAGAGUGAGAUGGCUAGAGUCACGGCAUCAGGGUACCAGACCCUGCUCUCCACCCCCUGGUACCUGAACCGUAUCUCCUACGGCCAGGACUGGCAAGGCCAUUACAAGGCCGACCCGCAGGACUUCCAGGGAAGUGAGGAGCAGAAGAAGCUUGUGAUCGGAGGAGAAGCCUGUCUGUGGGGAGAGUACGUGGAUGGAACCAACCUCACGCCUCGACUCUGGCCUCGAGCCAGUGCUGUUGGCGAGCGUCUCUGGAGCAACAAAAGCGUAACAGACAUUGGCGACGCAUACGCCCGACUCUCGCUGCACCGCUGCCGCAUGGUCCGGCGCGGUUUCCCGGCGGAGCCUCUGUUCUCCAGCUUCUGUCCUCAGGAGUACCAAGGACUUUGAGGAGAUUAAAAAAAAACAGCACUUUUCCAUAAAUCACUUGCAAAGAUGCUUCAACAGUAACUCAGUUUCCGAGCUUUGGUCACAUUACUCAAUAUCAGCAGAUGCAGUUGUUCACUUUACGUGCUUUUAAAAAAAUCAUUGUGAAUGAAUGUUGGUGCUUCUUGAUCAAUCUUUUUUUUUUUUAUUUGAAUAAAAAAUAUUUACAA